Molecule: messenger RNA, 2796 nt
Organism: Engraulis encrasicolus (European anchovy)
Lineage: Eukaryota; Metazoa; Chordata; Actinopteri; Clupeiformes; Engraulidae
Gene: nectin4a
Product: nectin cell adhesion molecule 4a
Exons: 13
Coding region: 637-2637 (666 amino acids)
Biological process (GO): heterophilic cell-cell adhesion; homophilic cell-cell adhesion
Cellular component (GO): adherens junction
Source: RefSeq, a predicted model, not a curated record
CAGAGCAUUCGACACACCUGAGGAACACAGCAGCGUUCCACUCUGCUAUUAGCACAGUCCGCCAGGUAAAAAUGUGUCUUCUUAAUUUGUACAGAAUUUGUUUGAAGUGGAUACCACGUGAUAAUUACGCAUCGCAACAAUAGACGGGGAUUUUUGGGAGCACUGUCUCAUCUCGUCUCGUCGCGUCGCUUUGUUAUCUUGGAAAAAUAUCUCGCCAAUUAAGCAACUCCGCUGCAAGGCUGUCAGUCAGGCUGCUAGGACCGAGGAUAUUACUGAAGCAGUUUCCAUUUAGCUGUGAAGCGAUGUGGAGGUAGCCUCGUUUGUGGGGAAGGAAGGAAGGGCAGUUUCCAUCACAACCGAGCGCGUGGGCUAUCCAGCAGCCUCUCCCACCUGCGUCGGCUUCUUCUGGAGGUUGCCAAGGAUCCCGGAGUCGUUCCACCAGGGGAUUUAAGUUUCGUCAAAGGAUUUCUUGAAGACUUAACCGGCACAUACAAAAAAACAUGCUGCCCUGAUAUCCGAUGUUAGAGACUCCAAAGCAGGAGUUUUGAAACUGUCUGUGGCAAAAACAAUUCACCUUUCAAACUUUUAAACGUAGGAUAAAACUUUGACCGUUGCGCAAGCGCACCGUCUGUCUGGAUGAUGCUGUCACGCCAUCAAAACACGCUACGGCUCUACAUCUGUUGGGCACUGAUCCUGUGUACGUCAGGGGAGGUGGUGGAGCCUCUGGUUGACGCGGCGACGCCUCUGUUAUCGUUAUCGGAGGCGGAGACGCGGUUGCCGUGCCGAUACGAUGGAGACAGCAAAGUGGUCCAGGUGAGCUGGAGUCGCAUCACGAGCAGCGGAGAAGAACAACACAUCAUCAUGUACCACUUCACAGAGGGACUCAAAGAGUUUACAGACUUUGUGAAUAAGAUGCGUUUUGAUUCGCUGGAGCCCACUAAAGAUGCCACUCUACUGAUCCUGAGCACGGCCGAGUCCGAUGAUGCGACGUACAUCUGCAAAACCACCACCUUCCCCUCGGGGAACACUGACACCAGGAUCAAACUCACCGUCUGGAGUCGUCCCAUCUCCAAUAUAGAGCCUGUGCAGCUGAUUGAAGGCCAGACGUUUCGAGCAGCAGCCACGUGUCGCUCUGUAGGCUGGCCUCAACCGCGCCUCACAUGGUCCACAGAUGUUGCAGGCCAGGGUCAGAACAGGAGUGUGGAUGCCCGCACGGUGUCCAGCGUCUUCUCUCUCCACCCCCUACGCAGCCUGGACGGGCGCCAGCUCGACUGCCUCGUGUGGCACCCCACAUUCACACAGCCACAGCGAAUAGCAAACAGGAUUGUUGUCCUCUACCCCCCUGAUGUGUCCAUAGACCACAAGGCUAAGGGCUCUGAGUGGUACGCUGGCUUGGAGGACGCGCAGCUGAAGUGUGUGAGCAGAGGAAACCCCAAACCACACAACAUUACAUGGAGCAGGGUUGGUGCAGCUCUUCCUGAGGGGGCGGAGACUACUCCUGAUGGCUUCCUGAAGAUUGGCAGGCCUCUGGAGCAAUCAGACGCCGGCGUUUACCAGUGCAUCGCCUCCAACACCGUGGGCUCCAGCCGCGCGGAAGUGGAGAUCACCGUGUCAGACUCCCAAACGGGUCCACCUGCAGAGGCGAACACCUUGUUGAUGAUCAUCAUCGGGGCCGUAGCCGGAGCGCUGGUGCUGAUUCUCCUCAUCGUCGUCAUCAGCGUCAACAGAUACCACCGACGCAAGAACAAGAAACUCACCAAGGAACUCGACGAGAGGAAAGAGGAGAUCAGCACUCUGUCCAGACAGGCCUCCUUCAGAAGAAUGAACUCAGUCAGCACGGACAGAUACCAGAUGGACGAAUUGAUGCCCCUCAGAGUGGAAGGAACUCUACGCAACAGCCUUUCGUCACUGGAGCGUCCUCGUUCGAGAGACAGUCGCUCGACUCUGGGAGGUCUGGACGCGCUGGGCAGACCGGUCAUCUACAACACGUCACGACGUGGACGAGAGUCGAGAACCAGCAGAGACCUGGAGAGAGAGAGGGAAGAACAGAGGAACCGAGUGGAGAGCUACGUCAGAAACAGCACCGUUAACAUGUUCCAUCCCCCUCUGCACCCCUCCCCCAUCGUCAUGGACCAGACAGCGGAGAUCGUGAAGCCGGUUAACGGCAUCGCUACCAUGCCGACCGUGGUGGCCGUGGAAACAGGAGGAGGGAGAUCACGAUCAGUGGGCAGCCUACACCGCAGCCCCAUCGCGCCGCCGCUGAUGUCCGCGUACCCUCCCCUGACGGACGAGGAUGAGGAGGACGAAGACGAGGAAGAGGAGGAGGAGGAGAUGAGACGACUUGACCACCAGAGGGAGCAGGAGUUCCUGCACGUCGUGCGCACCAACGGAGACACACACACGCUCUCUCCUCACACACACCCUCACGGAGACACACACACGCUGCCGCCUCACACACAUCCUCACGGGACUCUGGAGAGCCACGGCAGCGAGACCAGCUCCCAGCUGUCGGAGGCGCUGUCGAGUCCGUACGAGAGGGGGAGCGUCGGAACCGGGUCCAUGCGGAACAAGACGAGGCCCAACGGGUCAACACUGCCUCCACCCAUGCCCCUCCUGCACAAGGCACAGAUAGUCUGAUGUGGACACACACACACACACACACACACACACACACACACACACACACACACACACACACACACACACACACACACACACACACACACACACAACAAGACGAGACCCAACGGGUCGACACUGCCUCCACCCAUGCCCCUCCUGCACAAGGCACAGAUA